This is a messenger RNA of Laetiporus sulphureus 93-53, 632 nucleotides long. RefSeq lists its product as uncharacterized. The transcript has 4 exons. The record is from RefSeq and is a predicted model, not a curated record. Lineage: Eukaryota; Fungi; Basidiomycota; Agaricomycetes; Polyporales; Laetiporaceae. The coding region runs from base 54 to 632 and encodes 192 amino acids.
GUCGAAUUCCGACCGCAUCGUUGUGGUCCGCUCUCUCGCCAAAGAUUUUAGCCAUGACAGACCUGACCUAUGGCUAUCUGUACAUGAUGCGAUACGACCUGCAAGUCCUGGAUACCAUUGGCACUCCUGACUAUCUGAGCGGCGAAUUAUCUGAUGAGGACGUCGACGUGCCAUCACACAUGGUUCCUCCGAAUCCGGACGACUCGGACGUCCUUCCAUCACAAGUACAUCCGUCAUACCCUUACGGCAAUCCGCUUAAUCUGAAACAUCCUGCCGCUAGACCUCGGCGGCCUUUUGACCCGGGAUCGCGUGCACUGUUCGAAGAUAUGGGGUACUCCGGAGGUGGAGUAAACGGUUCAUUGCGGUGGAAGGACCUCGCUCUGGACACACUCUUUCCUGUGGAUGAGGCUCGAGAGCUGGCUGAGAAGGCAGCACAAGCUAGAAAGAUGGCGAGCGGGACGAGUGCUAAUAAUCCACCUCCACCGCCGCCGCCGCCGCCUCCUAUACAGCCUGCAGAUGAAGAAGAGGAGGAAGAAGAGGUCGAGAACGACGAAAACGACCAUGAGGACAACGAGAACGGGGAUGAUGACGGAAGCGAAGGCGAGUCCAGUGCUGAUGAAGAGGAAGCCUGA